Vicugna pacos (alpaca) is the source of this 4642-nucleotide messenger RNA. The record is from RefSeq and is a predicted model, not a curated record. NCBI's taxonomy places the organism in Eukaryota, Metazoa, Chordata, Mammalia, Artiodactyla, Camelidae.
UGGGGCCCGAGCGUGGGACUCCCAUCGCCUGCCCAGGCCGGGACCGACCGGAGAAGGGCGGAUACCGGCGCUUCCCGUGCUCAUCCAUCCCCUCCCACCCUGGGAAUGUGUAGGGGACCACAGUCGACGUCCUGGCCUUUGCUAGUAGGCAGAACCCCAGCAUCAAACUCAGUAGUCCAUGAGUUGCCGACAUAGCGACAUUUUGCAGAGUUUUGCUUUUUCUUUCCUGUGUAGUCGUAAACAAUUGCGUGGACUCUCUCUCUUGGGAAAGAACUUAGAACCAUGCCUGGUUUUCGUUACGGCUUAUUUUUGGUGACAGAGGCAACCGCAAUUUGCUGACAAGGUGGUGCAAUCUCAGGAAGAAGUAGUUAUUGUAGGGAAACCUACGGCCCCCCUUUGUUAGGCUCCAACAAAUCUUUGUUUGUGGCAGUCCUAGGAGCUGUUGUGAUUCGAAUCAUUGGUAUUUGGGUAGGAAAUUUUCAGUCGUUAGAACUGCAAAAUCUGUACAAGUAUACCAAAAAAUGGGAAGAGAGUGAACAUUAAGUACAUAGAUGAGUUGAUCCUUAAGUUUUAAUGUGUAUUUCGCGAUUUUAAAAAAAAUAGCUGGAUCCUUUAAACGGGGAGAUGUCGUUUAUGUUAGUCGUAGAGCCAGUUUAAACUCGUGUUACUCUUUUUCCAGAUGGUAUGUUCUUCAUUCUGUGAGCUAAGAUUCAAUCAACUCCAUUCAGGUUAAGGGAAAGACUAAUGUUGUAUUUUAAUAUUCUUUAGCCUAUUUUUAUUCCCAGUGUUAGUAACCUUUCUCUUUUAUCUUAACAACUCUGUCUUUUGUGGCUUUUUCUCUUUAGCUGCCUUCUCUUCUCUGCCUUUGGGCCUUAUUUUUAAUCUGGCUAGGUUUUUGUUUUUUGAGGGGGAGGGGGUAUCCUUUGCUUUUUUGCAUGAAACAGUGGAGACAUUUAUCUUUAACCAGGUUUAUGAAAGGUUCAGAGAAGUCAGCAAGAUUUAACUUGGAAAGUCAUCAGAUUCAAUGAGUCAAGGGUUAAGAGUAAAAAGCAGCUUGAUUUAAGAGUUUGGGUGCUUUCUAAUUUCUAAAUAAAGCAAGACUUUGGGAAAUGUACACACUUAAGAUUUUGAAUGGUGUUUGGUGACCAGUAAGUCUGCCUGGUUGAGCUGGUGGAAUCGAAUUAGUAAUUGUCCUGGGAACCCCUGCAGAAGAAGACGGUGGUGGCAAAAUUGAUUUAAUUGAAGCAGGGGCUUUUAAAAAUCUUGAUGUUGUUUUUAUGGCCCAUCCAUCUCAAGAGAAUGCUGCUUAUCUACCGGAUGUGGCUGAACACGAUGUGACUGUGAAAUACUAUGGAAAAGCAUCUCACGCUGCUGCGUAUCCCUGGGAAGGACUAAAUGCAUUAGAUGCUGCUGUUCUCGCCUAUAACAAUCUGUCUGUGUUAAGACAGCAAAUGAAACCAACCUGGAGAGUUCAUGGUAUAAUAAAAAAUGGUGGUGUAAAACCCAAUAUCAUUCCCUCUUAUUCUGAAUUAAUCUAUUACUUCCGUGCACCCUCAAUGAAAGAACUUCCAGUUUUGACCAAAAAGGCAGAAGAUUGCUUCAGAGCUGCAGCUUUGGCUACUGGGUGCACAGUAGAAAUUAAAGGUGGAGCACAUGAUUAUUACAAUGUUCUUCCCAAUAAGAGCCUAUGGAAAGCUUAUGCUGAAAAUGGGAAAAAGCUGGGAAUAGACUUCAUUUCAGAAGAUGCAAUGUUGAGUGGCCCUUCAGGAUCUACUGAUUUUGGAAAUGUUACUUUUGUGGUUCCUGGGAUUCAUCCAUAUUUUUACAUUGGAACAAAUGCCUUGAAUCAUACAGAACAGUAUACUGAAGCUGCAGGAUCACCAGAAGCUCAGUUCUACGCUUUGCGAACAGCCAAAGCUCUGGCAAUGACUGCAUUGGAUGUUAUUUUUAAGCCAGAGUUGCUGGAAAGAAUCAGAGAGGACUUUAAAUUGAAACUUCAAGAAGAAGAGUAUUUAAAUACAGUAGAAUAAAAGGAAGAUUUCAGAGCCACUAGUGGAUCAUUAAGAAGAAGUGAUUUUUUUUCUUUAAUCUUUUUUAAUGAAGGGGGAGGGCAUGGCUUGUUUUUCAGUCUUAAAGGAGUCAGAUUCCUCUUACCUGAAAAGUGAGGACAUGAUGUGGAGAAAACACAUUACCUCAUAUCUAAAAUGAAAUUUCACAAAUCUGUGUCUGAUAGAAUUGUGAUCUCACAGAGCUGGUAUGUGAUAGCAUUUCUUAAAUAACCUGGACAACACAUGGUUUAUCAGUGAUGAUAUUUUAUAAAUUCUUAUGCUGUGUGAGUAUAUUUUAAAAGAUCCAAGAGAUUUCAUACCUUAUAUUCAGAAUUGACACAUGAAAGACUUUUUUUUUUUUGUAUAGGGUGGUAAAAUUGUUCUAUAAAGCUGUUUUAAAAUUCAAGUUCUAAGUCUAGGGAAGGUUCAUUUGGAAUAUCUGACUGUAUCUGCUUUGCUUUAGGGAAUCUCCUCAUUGAUAAUAAAAAUAGGUUUUUAAUCAGAAAUGCUGUGGGGAGACAACCAGAAACUCAGGUACAAAGAAUAAGUUCUAUUUUUACCAUUUGAAGGAAAAUGAAAAUGUUCUUUUUAACAUAUAAUUUACUCUAAGAAGUGGCAUUAAAGUGCUAUUCCUCAUUCCAUAUGCCUGUGAAAAGGAAAAAUUACAGACGGAUAGGAUUAAACUCUUCCUGUAAGGUGUUUGCUUAGUAGCCCCAUGUGUUCUAGAGGAAUUUAAUGAGAGGGGAGUGAUGUCUACUUAUCUUGAAUGUUAAUGUCAUAUAACUGGUCCCCUCUACCCAGCCAGCUCUCUUUAGGCUUCUCAGAACUUUAGCUGUCCAGCCUGGCUGGACAAUGUAGUUGACAGAGUUUAGGGGACAGAAUUCUAAGCCUCCUUAAGCCCCGUGCUAGCCCAAUAUAAAUUUAAAAGUAUUACAAGUUUUUCCUGGUGUGAAUUUAUUGAACAUGAUAAAAGAAUGUGAAAAAAGUAUCUGGUAAAACAAGUAUUUUAAGCUGUGACUAUUUUUAAAGAAGAGUCCUCCAGUUUGAAUGUAAGCAUUCCAAAAAUGGAAGAGAGGAAAGAGAAGUGAGCAUUUGGCCUCUUUGCUGUAAGCAGGUCACUUGAGUGCUCUCAGCCUUUGGCUCCUCAUUUGGAAAGUUAGAUUAGGUCCCUUAUCCUUACAGUCCUUUAAACCUUUAAUUCCUAUUCUAUCUGAAAUACUUAAAGUUGAAAGAAAGAGAGGGGUAUUUACGGGGAGAGUUAGUGGUUGAGAAUUGCUUUCUAUAUCGGGUCUGCAGACUACGCCUGAUUUGGCAAGCGGCCUGAUUCUAUAUGGCUAGCAUGCUAAAAAUGGUCUUUACAUUUAUAACAAAGCAUCAGAGACCAAGUCAUGUGACCUGCAAAACUGAAAAUAUUUACUGUCUGGCCCUGUGUAAAAGAAAGUUUGCCAGCCCAUCCUAUAUAACAGUAAAAUAAAACCUGUUUCUCUUUUGAUUUAUAUCAUAUAAUCAGAUAUUCUCCUAGAAUAAAACUUAAAGCCUCUGAAUUGAAAACAUUGAGAAAGGCAUUUAUAUGGCAGUGCCCUGGUGUCAAUCAUUACAAUGCGUCAGGGAUUUGUCCUCACUGGGGCUUCUGACGCUUUAGAAGUUUGCUUUCUUUUAGCAUUCACUUCAUUCUGGGAUCCAGCUACCCUACUGCCUUAAGACUGUCUCCUGUGCAAGCUGCUCUUCUAACUCUUCAUAUCAGCUUUUAGAACUGGAUCUUCCAUGACACUCUGUAUCUGAUUAUUUAUAAUCUCAAAGAGUCAUGGUUGGUAUAUAUUUUAUAAACAGGAAAGGGAUCAGCAGAGUCUUCACGCUAAGAAUUGGGUAUGUCCAAGACCUCUGGUUUAUAAUAAAGAGUUUCCUAAUUAUCAAUUUAAUAAAUUUCUCUACUACAACCUUUAAAUUCCUUAUAUAAAUCCUACACCCUAAGGAAUGUGGUUUUAUUUUCUAACGCCUUGAUAAAAUUCUAAAACAGUGACUGUUAGCUGGUAUCCCGACACACUGACAUUCUCCUCUUUUGUGAACUGUCACAAAUUAACUGUUACUCAUACAUACUUGAUUGUGAUUAAUUUACUUUUUAAAAGCAAAUUAGAGUGAAGUUCAGGUUAACAUUCUGUUGUUACCUGUUCACCUGUGUUCUGGUAAGUAUCCUGCCUGAGAGUGAGGUGUGGAGCUGCUGCUGGUGUGUGGGGAAUAUGUGUAUCUGUCCCAGCACUGUCCUCCACAACCCCGUCUGAGGAAGUGACAUUGAUGAGCUGCUAAGAUUUGUGUCACCUCUGAGUUUCUGUCAUUUUAUUUUACUUUCAGUAUUUUUAAAACUUGGUCAAAACAUGGGAUCACCCAUGGGAAUAUGUCCUGGAUUUAUCAUGUCAGAAAAGAGGUUGAGAACUGAUACUCUGGAGUCCGUCUAGAAGUAUGUUUGUUUUUUUUUUCUCCAGAUCUCACUUGACAUUUUACAUUAAUUCGCUGUAACAGUUAUUUCAUACAAUUCAGAUUUUAAAAAUCCCUUAUUACUUUUUAUAUACCAGUGAGUUAAUUGAGCCAUAUUACAC